AUGACUGCCCCCUCAAUACUCUCGAAUGGCUCUGAUAUGGUUGAGUCAUUCCGUCGAUAUGGUCUAGAUAUUUCUAUCGAUCUUGUCAAUUCAGCUCUGGACGGAGCCACAUAUCUAACAGAUGAUCGAAUUGAGGGCACCGUUACACUCACAGCCAAACGUGAGUGUCAAUUUGAUCAAAUUGGCAUUGCUUUCGAAGGCACAUCGAAAACAUCUAUCCCAAGGGCAACUGUUUUCACAGGUCAAACUGGCGCACGCCAUAAAUUCUUGAAGCUAAGGCAACCAAUCGAUGAAAAUGAGUACCCAGCGUCUCGAACUUUAAGUCCUGAUCAAAAAUACAAAUUCAAUUUUGUUUUCGUUGUACCAGGACGUCUUCUACCCCAAUCGUGCAGUCAUGAAACCGACCAUGUGCACAUGAAAGAGGCACACCUUCGAACCCCACCUACCCUUGGGGACCCUAUCACCGCGGAUGAUAGACAAAUCUUGGAUGACAUGGCACCGGAAACAUGCCAAAUUUCCUAUGGAAUUCGAGUGCUCAUUUUAAGGAAAUCGAGAGUGAAUGAUCAAAGAGUUCUGGGCGAAGCCACGAGGAAAGUCCGCAUCCUUCCAGCCUUGGAUUCAUUACAGCUACCAUUAAAUGAAUCGUCUGUCAUGAACGAGAAAUGCGCGACUCUCAAGACGAGAUUCACAGGACACAGGCUAGGAGACUUGGUACUGUCAACCGCUGAACCUCGUCCCAUUUUACUAUCACCGCCGCAAUAUAAUGCUUCGAACGCGGCUCCUACAGCUGUCGAGGUACAAGUUAGAUAUCGUCCAGAUUCCGAUGAACCACCUCCUAGGCUGGAUACGAUACGCAGUAAACUUGAAGCCUCUACCCUCUACACCGCGGAGCCAUGGAAAGACUAUCCACCUAAGCAUGGUGCCAUGACAUUCACUCAUACCAGACGAGCGACGGCUCUCAAAUCCAUACCACUUUCUUCGUUCUCUCUUAAAACUAUUAAAUGGGUGAAGAGCACUUCUCAUGACUGUUAUACCACAUCGCAAGCAACAGGGCCUAUUCCUAGGACAGAAUGUUUCUCCGAUUCCUCACUCCGUGAAGGUACAUACUACACUACAUCCAUCACGGUUCCUAUCACCCUACCGAGUAGCAAAGACUUCGUACCAACAUUUCAUUCUUGUUUAAUCUCACGGAUCUAUACCAUCGAUUUAUCGCUCUCCUUCAACAUGGCAUCGUCACACUUUAUCACUCGUUCAGUCUCACUCCAAGUUCCCACACAGAUUAUCUAUUCAAGGACGCAUGAAAUCACUGCCGUACACCCGAAGCACGCCAGCGGGAACAUUAUGGGCCACUCACCAACCUUAAUCACCACUAUUCCGUCAUCCCUGGGAUUUCGUCUCCCAGAGGACCACAUUUCGGAAUCUGGUGUUUUUUGUGGGGGGCAGAAAGACUAUCCGAUGCCACCAGCGUACCUAGACAUUAUGAGGGGGAUAUUACCCCCUUGA
Messenger RNA from Aspergillus tanneri, 1503 nucleotides. RefSeq lists its product as uncharacterized. The record is from RefSeq and is a predicted model, not a curated record. The transcript is spliced from 2 exons. Bases 1 to 1503 code for a protein of 500 amino acids. Lineage: Eukaryota; Fungi; Ascomycota; Eurotiomycetes; Eurotiales; Aspergillaceae.